Messenger RNA from Cydia strobilella, 882 nucleotides. Its product is annotated as protein takeout-like. The record is from RefSeq and is a predicted model, not a curated record. The transcript has 5 exons. Lineage: Eukaryota; Metazoa; Arthropoda; Insecta; Lepidoptera; Tortricidae. Bases 104 to 811 code for a protein of 235 amino acids.
UAAUGACAGUAGUUAGCACCGUAUAAAAGCGGCGGCGCGCGCGCAGCCUCCGCGACAUUGUUUACUCGCGACGUAUCGCUAAGGUGUUAGGUAAAAAUACAUCAUGAAGUUCCUGAUCGUUGUUUGUGUUUUCGUGUGUGGUGCCAGUGCUAAUGUUGCACCCUUCCUGACAGCCUGCAAGCCGUCAGACACAGCCUGCCUGCUAGCCUCAGCCAAGAAGGCGAUCCCCUUCCUCACGGCCGGGGUCCCAGAGCUGGGUCUACAGCCCUUGGACCCCAUGAUCAUCGACAAAGCGGGGUCCCGAGAGGCCGGUCUCCAACUUGACAUAAAAGACACCACUGUUAAAGGGCUGAAGAACUGCGAAAUUCUGAACAUCAAACGCAAUGGAAGAAGAAUUAACCUGGAUGUAAACUGUCCCAACAUCCAGCUGACUGGAGACUACAACCUCGGGGGCAAGCUGCUGAUUUUGCCCAUUGAGGGCAAGGGCAAAUACAAGAUCAAGCUCCGUGACCUCCUGGUGAAGAUCCAGAUUGAGACUGCUGACGUGGAGAAGAACGGAGACAAAUUCUGGAAGAUCGCCAACUGGAAGUUCACAUCUGACCUCCAGACCAACGCGCAUUACGCCUUCCAGAACCUGUUCAACGGGAACCAGCAGGCUUCCGACACCAUCACCCAAUUCGCGAACACCAACUGGAAGGAGAUCUACAACGAAGUCGGCAAUCCCAUUACCAGCGCCAUUGUCAGCAGAAUCGUCAAAGCCGUAGAGAAGAUGUUCGAGAAAGUGCCCGUCAAGGAAAUCAGUAUAGAAUAGUUUAGUUGCCAAUUUUGAUGUUAGAUGGCGCUGUAACCGACUACAUUGCGCUGUUAAGAUUUUUCUGCAAU